AAUCACAAACCCGCGACAUUAGAAGAUCCGCGUCUUGGCAAAUACGAGACGAGAAGGGAUCAGAGAGGAAGUAUUAUUGUUGUAAACUUAGAUUAUAUAUUUGUCUUUGUUAGACUUAAAACUUGAGUGAAUGCAGUCGCGUCAAUAGUCUUCCUCGUCGACCAUUUUGCCUGCCAAACAAGAGCUGGACAUUCUAUAUCAAGACAGUUACCCCUUAGUGGAAGGUUGACGUCACAGACAAAAGCAAAUCCAUCAUCAAGUAGUUGAAAUUAAGCGUCACUUAUUUUACUUGGCACGUAACUCUUUUGACGAAGACAACUCAUCUUGUUUGUUUUCCUCUCCAAAAGAUGAAGGUUUCCCUGUACUUGGCUUCACUUAUAUGCAUUUACUGUGGCCUUUGGACACAGGUGUAUGGUUGCAGAGACAACAAUCGACUCUGUUCUACUUGGGCAAGAAAUGGAGAAUGCGGGAAAAAUCCACGGUACAUGAAGGUCAACUGCAAAUUAAGCUGCAGAAUAUGUACCCCUGUAGCCGUAGCCGCAUGCUAUGACAGAAGUGUCUACUGUGCUAGUUGGAGGCGGAAUGGUGAAUGCCGCCGGAAUUAUGCUUAUAUGAAUCGUUACUGCAAGAGAAGCUGCGGAUGGUGCCCUGUGAAUGGUAACUGGGGUUCCUGGGGUACCUUGUCUUCCUGCUCCAAGAGCUGUGGAACCGCAGGAACCAUGAGCAGGAGACGAACAUGUUCUAAUCCUGCCCCUCGGAAUGGCGGCCGUACCUGUGCAGGCGACUCUAUCAAAUAUUUCCAGUGUAACCGCACACCUUGUAAAGUACCAGUCAACGGAAACUGGGGGGCCUGGCGCCCAUGGUCUACGUGUACAAAAACCUGCGGAGGGGGUGUCAAGAGGAGAACAAGGACAUGCUCCAAUCCAGCCCCCAAAAAUGGGGGACGUGCGUGUACAGGAUCCUCUGCUGAGUCCCAGGCUUGUAACACAUCACCUUGCAAAGUGCCAGUUGAUGGAAAAUGGGGAGUCUGGGGCAAAUGGACCACUUGUUCAAAGACCUGCGGAGGCGGUUACAUGUCAAGGAGCCGCACAUGUAACAAUCCAGCUCCGCAGAAUGGGGGCCGUCCAUGUCAAGGACCCAGUUCUGAGAGAACCAGUUGUAACGAUCAGAAAUGUCCAGAAACGUGUGGCAGCCCAAAACAGCUGAGUCGCAUUGUUGGAGGUCAGGUAGCCUCCAAUCGAGACUGGCCGUGGCAAGUUGGGCUCCAGACUCUCACCGAUGACUUUAUUUUUUGUGGCGGAUCGCUUCUUAAUCGGGAGUGGGUACUUACCGCUGCUCAUUGUAUUUACCGUAACAAUCCGAGCAGAAAAGGCUGUGUAGCACCGAAUCCAGGAUUGAGAAUUAUCAUUGGAGAAUUUGAUGUCGACAACAUUGAAGGGCAUGAGGUUAAAAAAAAUAUAGCCCAAAUUUGCAUGCAUCCCAGUUACGACCACAGCAUCUUCGACUAUGACAUUGCCCUUCUCCGCUUAUCCACUCCUCUACCGGGAUAUAACGAGACCAUGAGCCCCAUCUGUUUACCUACUGCUUCCAGCAACUUUCCCCCGGGGACAAACUGCUCAGUGACUGGAUGGGGCAAGACCCAUCAAUCUGGGUGGACGUCGAAUAAACUCCGGGUAGCCCGGGUUCCUAUUAUUGAGCAUGCGCGCUGUAAGCAGCAGUACCUGGAGAGUACCGGGGAUACUGUCACAGACCGUAUGAUCUGCGCCGGCUACGAGCAGGGGAAGAUAGACAGCUGCAAAGGGGACAGCGGAGGGCCAUUCGUGUGUCUGGAGAGGGGCAGGUACGUUCUCGUUGGAGCCACAAGUUGGGGAGUGGGUUGCGCACAAGCUAGGAGGCCUGGUGUCUAUACUGAUAUUAAGGACUUUUUGCCGUGGAUUCAAGGAGUUAUUUCUCCAGAAGAGCCUUGACAAUUUCACGCACGCACUUUCUCCCGUCAAUACCGCAUGGCGCUCAUAAACUUUAGAAAACAUGUACACGUGCAUUUCUUUAGAGUAAAUUGCACGAUUUUUUUGCAUGAUAAAGCAAUUUUUUUUGAGUGUCAAAAGUAAUCAGGAAUUGCAUUGGUUUUUCUUUACUUCGCUCUGUGAUUGGUCCUGUAAACCCACGCCU
Pocillopora damicornis (cauliflower coral) is the source of this 2169-nucleotide messenger RNA. RefSeq lists its product as uncharacterized. The record is from RefSeq and is a predicted model, not a curated record. Lineage: Eukaryota; Metazoa; Cnidaria; Anthozoa; Scleractinia; Pocilloporidae. Gene Ontology annotation, molecular function: serine-type endopeptidase activity. Gene Ontology annotation, biological process: proteolysis.